Molecule: messenger RNA, 1413 nt
Organism: Diaporthe citri
Lineage: Eukaryota; Fungi; Ascomycota; Sordariomycetes; Diaporthales; Diaporthaceae
Exons: 4
Coding region: 1-1413 (470 amino acids)
Biological process (GO): CDP-choline pathway
Cellular component (GO): nuclear envelope
Molecular function (GO): phosphatidylcholine binding; choline-phosphate cytidylyltransferase activity
Source: RefSeq, a predicted model, not a curated record
AUGUCAUCACCAAGCACAACCCAAGGCGGUAGCAAGCGCAAGCGGGCCGCCGCCGCCGCGUCCUCGCCCGACCUCGCCGACCCGAAAAGCGUACAGUCUGCCAUGGACGCCCAGCUCCAAGCAGAGUCCCGCGACGCAUCCGGCGAGGAGGGCGACACCACCGCCCCAGAGUCCUCCGGCGCUCCCUCACAGGGCCACCGCAAGGCCGACUCCAGCAGCUCACAACACCCUCCCAGCAAGCGCCAACGCGGCAACAACAGCUCCGACAAGGCGGCCGAGGCCUCCGUCGACCCCGGCGAGCCCAGUGACACCACCGAGGCCAGCGUCGACAUCGCCGACCGCGUCUCCAGGAAGAGCACCCUGAGGGGCAAGGCGGCCGCCAAUAACGCUGCCGGCAAGAAGGACGAGGAGCGCAUGCCGCCCCCGCCUAUCGGGAAGCUCACACACCCCGUGGGAUACAAGACGAACCCGCCCCCAGCUGGGCGGCCCGUCCGGGUCUACGCCGAUGGAGUGUUUGAUCUGUUUCACCUUGGGCACAUGCGCCAGCUUGAGCAGGCCAAGAAGGCUUUCCCCGACGUGUACCUUCUCGUAGGAGUGACCGGCGACGACGAGACACACAAGCGAAAAGGCCUGACGGUGCUCUCGGGCAAGGAGCGCGCCGAGACCGUGCGCCACUGCAAGUGGGUGGACGAGGUGGUCGAGAACUGCCCCUGGAUCGUGACCCCGGAAUUCCUGUCAGAGCAUAAGAUCGACUACGUCGCGCACGACGACCUGCCCUACGGGGCCGACGAGGGCGACGAUAUCUACGCGCCUAUCAAGAAGGAGGGCAAGUUCCUGGUGACGCAAAGGACCGAGGGCGUGAGCACGACUGGGAUCAUCACCAAGAUCGUCCGCGACUACGAAAAGUACAUAGCUCGCCAGCUGAAGCGCGGCACCUCGCGCCAGGAGCUCAACGUGAGCUGGCUCAAGAAGAACGAGCUCGAGCUCAAGCGCCACGUGCAGGACCUGCGCGAUAACAUCCGCUCCAACUGGUCGACCACCGGCCAGGAGCUCGGCAAGGAGUUCCGCCAGUUCUGGCCCGCCAGCAGGCCCCAGAGCCCCGCGCCGCAGACGCUGGGCGGCCCCAGCUCAUCUGCCGCCGCCAACGGCGGCUUGGGCGACAUCCCCUCGAGCCCGUCCAUGUCGACCCUGGGCCCUAGGUCGCCCGGUGCCGACGGCAGGACACAGAAUGAUUUCAUCACCGGGUAUACCCUCGGACUGAUCGGGGGUGUGCGUGGCUGGAUGACCAAGAGCCGGAGGAACCUCCGCCAGGAGGACAGCCGCCCGCCGAGCGACGAGGACUCGGAGGAGGAACCCCGCGGGCGCAAGUCCGCAUCGGCCGCUACCCCGGCCACCGCCGCUACGCCGGUGUAG